Molecule: messenger RNA, 1611 nt
Organism: Danaus chrysippus (African queen)
Lineage: Eukaryota; Metazoa; Arthropoda; Insecta; Lepidoptera; Nymphalidae
Source: the annotation of a GenBank genome assembly
AUGUGCCUGUGGCUUUUGACAGCUUGUUUUGGGCUUUUGCCUUCUAGCCCAGUUAUAGUUGUACCAGGUGUACCAACACCUAUUAUACAACCUACAACAGCACCGACUACUGCUGUUACGAAUGCUACGACAACUACUGCGCGGCCAACAAUGGCCCCAACAACAGCCCCCACACCAGCACCAACACCAGCGCCCACGCCCGCUCCAACACCAGCGCCCACACCCGCGCCAACAACAGCGCCCACACCCGCGCCAACAACAGCCCCAACACCUGCGCCAACAACAGCACCUCCAACAAUGCCACCUACAACAAGAAAUGGUAAUAGUUCCAACGUUACGGAAAACAUAAUCUCAUCGUCCACUACAACAGCAUCACUAACCAUCAUAACUAAUCCAAUGCCAACCUCGACCUCAACUAACCCACCGACGACAAGUGGAGAAAAACUGCCCGUUUUGCUUUGUAAUGAUCCUGAUGUGAUAUGUGUCUUUAAUCCUGAUGAAAACGCUGCAGGCUCGUUCCCGAUUGAUCCACGUCUUGGCACAACACCAUCAGCAGCGCUGCAAUCGGCUCAACCCCUAAUAGGUUACAGUGGUCAAAUAUCAUCUUUGGACUCCGCAGUCAGAUUUCCAAGAGAACGUAGAAGCGUAAACGUAAAAAUGUCAGAAAAAGACUCGUUUAAAAAGCCAAACUAUAUAGAUCCUCCUAAGCAUCAAAUUCGUAAGAGGCAAAGUUGUCGUUGUGUACCCGCUGGAACUUGUACAUCAGGGGGGGCUGGUAUGAUCGACUUCAGGAUCGUAACUCCUGUAAAUGCGUGUCCUGCUGGUCAAGUAUACUGCUGUGGAGAUACGACCGCAGUUACAGUACGUUGUGGAGUGGUACAAGCUGCUCCAUCAACUGGUGUUACUCCAACAGCGGGGCAAGCUAAUUUUGGAGAAUAUCCCUGGCAGGCGUUGGUUCUUACAAAACAGAAUGAUUAUAUUGCUGGUGGCGUGCUUAUUGAUCAAUUGAAUGUAUUGACAGUGACACAUAGAAUGAUGCCAUAUGUUGUUUCAGGUACAGCGCCUAAUGUGAAAGUGAGAUUGGGAGAAUGGGACGCUGCAGGCACAUAUGAACCAGUACCUUUCCAAGAGUAUAAUGUAUCGAAAGUUUUCAGUCAUCCCUCUUACAACGCCAAUACUUUGCAAUACGAUAUAAUGGUUCUAAGGUUAUCUUCUUCUGUGCCUCUGACGCCAAUGACGGGUUCAACGACUACAAUCAACAGAGCGUGUCUACCUCCAUCCUCGACUUCAACUUACACAGGACUUACAUGCUGGGUAUCAGGAUGGGGAAAAGAUAUGUUUGGAUUACAAGGACAGUACCAAAACAUAUUAAAGAAAGUGGAUGUACCUAUAAUAGCACCAGCAACUUGCCAGAGUCAGUUACAAGCAGCUCGUCUUGGGCCCACUUACGGUGACGGAGGAUCAGGUUUAGUCUGUUCAAUUAAUGGGCAAUGGAUUGUAGUAGGUUUAGUUUCGUGGGGUCUAGGCUGUGCUUCUGCUAAUGUACCAGCGGCUUACGUGAAUGUUGCUGCCCUACUACCUUGGAUACAACAGCAAGUGGCCACUGCAUAG